This is a messenger RNA of Vombatus ursinus (common wombat), 2928 nucleotides long. RefSeq names its product transmembrane protein 231 (gene TMEM231). The transcript has 7 exons. The record is from RefSeq and is a predicted model, not a curated record. Lineage: Eukaryota; Metazoa; Chordata; Mammalia; Diprotodontia; Vombatidae. The coding region runs from base 71 to 1027 and encodes 318 amino acids. Gene Ontology annotation, cellular component: ciliary transition zone; ciliary membrane. Gene Ontology annotation, biological process: cilium assembly; regulation of protein localization.
CUCGUGCAGCGCAGGCCUCCGCCCCGGGCUCCCGAAGCCAAGGCCUGCCUCGGGGAGCUCCGCGGAGGCCAUGGCCCUCUACGAUCUGUACUCGCACCCGGCGGAGAUCGUCUACCGCGCGGGACUGUGCUCCAAGGCCGCCAUUUUCCUGCUGCUGGUCACCAGCCUCACCUACAUCCCGCCGCUGCUCGUGGCCUUCCGGAGUCAAGGUUUUUGGUUGAAGCGCAGCAGCUAUGAAGAGCAGCCAACAGUCCGGUACCAACACGAGGUGCUGUUUGUGGCUUUGUUGGGCCCCUCCUCCUCCUCUGGAGAGUAUCUAGCCUGGAGCACAUUCCCCACUUUUAACCAGUUUCAAGGGGAUAAUCUUCGGGUGCCUCUGGUGUCGGCCAGAGAAGAAGACAAGAACCAGGAUGGGAAAAUGGAUGUGUUACAUUUCAGAUUGGAGCUUCCACUGAAGCCUACUGAGCAUGUCCUUGGGGUCCAGCUUAUUCUGACCUUUUCUUACCAGCUGACUAGGAUGUCAAGAUUUGUGAUGCAGAGCAUGGCUUUUCUCCAGUCAUCCUUCCCUAUCCCAGGUGCCCAAGUAUGUGUCAAUGGAGACCUGAGGCUGCAACAGAGGCAGCCUUUGAAAUAUCGUGGGCUAGAUAACAGAUACAAUGUAUCAGUGAUCAAUGGGACAAGCAUUUUUGCAAGUGACUAUAGAUUCAAGAAAAUUGUUGCUGCAUACCAUGAAAGGAAUGUAACCACGUUCUUGGCUGAUCCCAACCCUAUUUGGCUGGUGGGAAGGGCUGCAGAAGCACCAUUUAUAGUUAAUGCUGUCAUUCGAUAUCCUGUCGAGGUCAUUUCCUAUAUGCCGGGUUUCUGGGAGACAAUCAAGUUUGCCUGGAUCCAGUACCUCAGUAUUCUGCUUGUCUUCCUUUGGAUAUUUGAAAAAAUCAAGAUGUUUGUGUUUCAGAACCAAGUGGUGACCACAGUCCCUGUGAGAUCAAUGACCCUAGUAGAAAAUUAUAAGGAGCACUCAUCUUAAGAAGCACCCCCUCUAAAAAUGACUGGGCACAGCCAUGCCUACCUCACUGUGAGCUUUAGAAAACUGUCUGUGCAUGGCCCCUUUUUGGGAAGGAGCCCUACCACCAUUUUAUAGUAGUCACAAAUAUGAGGAAGAACCCAAUGACAUACCACUUUUGAUAUCUUGGAAAAGUGUUCCGUUUUUGAUGACCCCAAGAUCUUUCUUCUUUGGAUCUGGAGGCCACACAUUAUGCAUUUUUCCCUGUCCCAAACCGUUUCUCACCAUACGGCUGUCCUAUGAUAGGCAUGCUAAUCAUCAACACUCAUUUUCUCAUAUACAUUUGCCAUUUAGAACUUUAACUAGAAGUAGGUGUCUGUAUGUAAGAGAUUUGGCGACAGGAAUGGCACCUACCUGCCCUUGGUUCAGCAAGCAACAAAGUGCCUCUUAUCGGCUAGUCUGACUACACUUUUAUUCAUGUCCUCUUCUGUUCACUGUUCUGUCUCUCUCUGAAACUUGGGAUUGAAGACAGAUACUUCAGCCCAUCCUAUGCCGAAUCCAUAAGGUGUUGCUGUGGGGACUAGUAUUGUAACGACUGCUGCUUUUCUUUCCAGCUGAUAAUACAGCUUGCAUACUGACUGACCACCACCCAUCUCCUCUGGCCUUCCGUGAGAGGGUCUGAUCUCAAUUCAAUGUAAUGAAACAUUUAUCAAGGGCUUACUCAGCACAAGGCACAAUACAGCACGGCCCUUGCUUUCAGGGAACUUGAUAUAACUGGAGAAGGACAAGUACACAAAUAACUCUGAUUCCAGUGAGAAUAUGAUAAGUGCAUAGGAGAAGUCCAGGCAACGUGCUAGGAGAAAUUGGAGGAGGCAGAGAGAAGGGAAGCUUCCCUGAAGAAGACAGAUUCUGAGUUGGGCCUGGAAGGAAGAGGGUCUUAGAGGUGUGGGAUUUCAGGGGGAUCUUGAGAGCACAGACCGGGACACAGAAUAGGACAGAACAGCAUAAUAGAGUGGAAGGAGGGCUGGGUGGGAGUCAAAGACCUGGGUUCAAAUCUAGACUUGACUAAUCACUUAAGCUCUCUGUGCCUCAGUUUCCUCACUGAUAAAUGUGUCUCUGAGGAGAAAGUUGGACAGAUGAUCUCUAAGGUACCUUUCAGUUGUAAAUUUUUGAUCCUGUGAACCUCAGUCAAGGAGAAGCUUUUACCAGAUGCAGGCGCUCUCUGGAAUGUAGAUUCUGCUUCUCAGUGAUACAGUAAAAGACAGAAGAGUCAUUGUUGUCAGCUCUGGUUGCCCAUUGCUCAAUGACGAGAAAAAAACGAACCUUCCCUGCAACAUGUUGGCAUGGGAACAGACAAGGAGGGAGACUGGGAUAUUGGACUGGCUGCUGCCCAGUCAUCCUGAAGAGAACAGACAGACGCUUUGAAGGGUAAAGGAGUUUGCCUUGUGGCAUUGACGAGAUGUUUGGAGCUAGAAAGAUGUCCUCCACUUGUAAUCGAUGCCCCCACUGUUCCCUGAGGCGCCUGCUUCGAUGUGCUGCCUGUUCAACGCUUGACACUUUAUGGGAAAGACUAAGGGCUCUCGUUUCAGAAGCCCAUUUCUUCAGGAUUCUGACCUGGCCAAGAUGGCAGUCUGGGAAAACAAAGCUGUUUCCAUUCAUUCAAGCACAGAAACGCCUGGAAAUUUGUUCUUUUCUUCCUUCUUUUAACAUUUAGGAAUGUAAAAAUGCCUGAAUAGAUUUUCUUCACAUACAAUCUAAAAAUAACUUCUGGGAUUCAAACCAAAUAAGAAAAAAAGGCAGUAAGACAUUGGGAGAGGAAGGGGAGAGGAGGGGUGAUGGUAUUAUGAACCUUACUUAAAAUUUUGUUAAAUACAUUUAAUGCAAAAUUUGUAUGUAUGAAGAACUAUGUGAAAAUUCCUUAAUUU